Molecule: messenger RNA, 3411 nt
Organism: Toxotes jaculatrix (banded archerfish)
Lineage: Eukaryota; Metazoa; Chordata; Actinopteri; Toxotidae
Product: protein SSUH2 homolog
Exons: 13
Coding region: 349-1425 (358 amino acids)
Source: RefSeq, a predicted model, not a curated record
GUGCGCGCGCGCGUGUACGGGAGGAAGAUGUAUGUAGGAGAGGAGUUGAAGUUGAGCAAGUUGCGAGCGGCUUUAAGCGGAUUUAAUACAGUAAACGGAAGAGUAACAAUAAAGCUGAAGCCCUUCCAAGUGAACUGAAGACUCCCGGCUCCUCUUUGGAGUUCUCCUGUUGCGUGAGGGGUGGGGUUAACCACGAGCAGAUACCGCUGAUCUCUUAAGCUUUUCACGGCUCCUCUGUGCACUCGGACCACGGUCGGGGAGCUGAGCAGAAACGUGCUGCACCAGAGCGGCUAACGGGGACGUUGUCUGGUUUGACAGAUACCGAAGUCUGUGUGGUCAAACAACGGCAUGAUGAACAGCGCAGCUGCAUAUCCACCUCCCUCCGCCCCCCCCGCCAAUAUGUUCAAUAACGUGCCCGGCUACGAGGACAUUAUGGCAGGAGGAGGUGGUUAUCUUCCCCCUCCUAUGCCACUGGAGCCUGUAGCCCCUCCACAACCCGGCCCUACACCUGACAACUGGAGCAUCCCAUCUCUGUCAGAGGAUGUGGCUCGUGAGGCGUUCAAGAGCUUCGCAUCGUCUCAUUGCUGCUACAGUAGCUCUCCGGCCGACGACGGAGUCAUCACCAGCAUGGAGCCGUACAACACCUACAGGUACCGGCUGGAGACAUUUGUUGAGUCCAGAUCAACUGAGUGGGCCCACAAACCUUAUGAAGGUGAAGUGGCUGACUUCUACACCCAGCCCGCCCCCCGGCCCUGGGAGGUCCAGGCCACGGCCCCCAACCUCUUCACUGAUCACACGCAGAAGAUUCGGGUGCCCUUCACCUCCACCAUCAAGGACUGCCACGACUGCCAUGGCAAAGGGACAAUCCCAUGUGAGGAGUGCCAUGGAGAUGGAUACAAAUCGUGCUGGGUUUGUAACGGCUCUGGGACGAGGGGCACUGAGAACUGCACUCGCUGUAAUGCUACAGGAAAAGAGAGGUGUACAACAUGUGACGGUCAGGGAACGAAAAAGUGCAAAACCUGUGAAGGGAAACGACAACUGCUGACAUUCAUCGAACUCAAAGUGGAGUGGAUCAACCAUGUGGAGGACCACGUGGUGGAGCAGAACUCUGGUCUGAGGGUUGAUGAGCUUCGCUCAGUGAGCGGGAAGGAGCUGUUCAAGAAUAACCAGUACCUGCUCUACCCGUUGCUCGGGUUCCCAAACCCGGCCAUUUCUGAGGCCUCCGAGCGUCUGAUCAAGGACCACCAAAGCAAGUACUCCCAGACCUCCAGGAUCCUACAGCAGAGGCAGACGGUUGAGUUGAUCCCCAUCACCAGGGUGAACUAUAAGUGGAAGGGCGACUCCCAUGUCUACUUUGUCUACGGCAACGAGCACCAAGUCAGCGCUGACAACUACCCUGCCACCUGCUGCUGUGUCAUCCUGUAGACACACACGCACACGCACGCACGCACACACACACACACAGAAAUAGUCCAAUUAGUGAAAUUGUUGUGACUAAUCAAAGCGAUGUUUUCAGAUAUAUGGUAAACAAAGAAGAAAUCACAUCAGAAUGUCACCACAAUAACCGUACCAUGGACGAUUUUCUGUUAACAAUAGAACAACUUACAGUGAACAGUUUACUUAAAACACAUGCUGAUAUGUGCCAUUCAAUGACCUCAGUAUUGAACGGAACAAUACCUUAAGGAGCCUUAAGAAAAGAGCAAAUGCAUGAAAUAUGUGGCAUGACAGGUAAAAGUUAUAAAGCAUGAGAAGCAGCAAAGAAAAAAGAUCUCUGGCAGAUGAAUAUAUAAUAUGUGCUAUAUAAUUAUUUUUGUAAUUAUAUGCAUUUUAUAGACAAACACCAGAAUCCAGUUCGCCUGGUUUCUACCUGUGUCUGUCUUUUGUGGUUUAAUGUUUCGUGACGGUAGAAACCACUUGAGUCUUUUAUCUGUGGAGAGAGAGAGAGAGAGAGAGGUUUCAUCUCAAACAGAUCAGGAUUUUCUGUCUGCAAAAUCUUAGUAGUCUGAUAUUCUGAUAAAGGCCAGAAAGUGUUGAAGCAAAAUUCAUUUGUAUGUCUGUGUAAAUACUUGAUCCUCGAAGCUUGGUGCUGUACCACUGUAGCCAGUGAACUAACCGUUUGUGCCCCUCAUGUAUAAAUCCGGAGCAACAGUGUCAGUAAUUGCUAUUGCUCAACUGCAAAAAUUGUUGUCAGUGUGCACCAAACCCUGCAGGUGCCACAAAACUUUGUUGAUUUAAAUGCUGCCAUGACUGUGAGUGAGUUUAGUCACUCUUUUUCAGGUUUACAUAUUUACAUGUUAAGUAAAUGUCUGUCCCUUCACCUGGACAGGCUGAAUGACAUUAUCGACAGUAUAUGCUUAAUUUUCUACACAUAAAUAUAUCUGUAUAAAUAAUCUACCUGUUGUCGCCUUCAGAUGUUUAAUGAUGACUAACAAAACUCACCAAAGUGUUGAAACAGUAUUCCUAAAGAAAUCAAGAUGUCACCAAAAUAACCUUAGUUAUUUGUUACUGCUAAGCUCGGAGUGUCUUCUGACCUGCACAAAGUCCGUGCUUUCUGUGUGCUUUUCUCUCUGACUUUAAUUGUCAGCUAAUCCCCUGACAGCCUGCAAGCUGCAGUGCUGAAAGAUAUUCUGGGCAGGAAGAAAGGAAGAAGGAAAUAUGGCUAUUGUGCCCUAGAGAGAGUUGGAGACAGAAACGGACUGUAGAGCAGGAACAGAAAAGAGUUCUUUUCACUCGUAUCUCUUCAAGCACUACCAGUGACUCAGACAAAACUUUGCUUUUCUUUCUUUCUUUAAGAAGCAUGGAAAACAACAGAUCAUCAUAGAGGAAAACAAACAAGUGUGCUGUUUCAUCUCAAUUUUUCAGUUUUGUAAUUUCGGCUCAGACGUGCCUGUAAAAUCUUGCAAUAAUGCUGUGGUUGUAAUUCUGUGAAGAUGACCUAACACAGAGAACAAGGCUAAUGAUAACUGACACACAGGCCUCUCAAAUCUCAACAAUGUGUCAUGUGGCCCUGUGCAUGAACCAUGGAUAUAUCAUAAUAACUGGAUACCGGACUCAAACAUGCCGCCCACUCACCUGAAUGAAACUUGCGUGCCUGGCACACAAGCCAGCAAAAAUAUAGAGUCCAUGCCACUUUACUUGUUUUGUUUUUUAAAAAUAUAUCAGUGUUAAACAUUUCAGCAGUCGAUUCUAAGAUCUCAAAACAGAAGUGAUGCUUCUGGAAUGUGAAUGUGCUGGAAUGCCUCUUUAUCUGCAGUCUACAUGCCUUAAACACAACACUGUGAGGAAUAAACAUCUCUACUAUUAAGCUUAUGUACCUGACAAUAUUAUCACUCUUUUAGUACUCAAUAAUAUUCUAUAGUUGUUGUGGAUAAUCAGUUUUAUGUCACAGCUGAAAAUAAACUCUGAUACUCA